AAUUUACGUGGCUGACAGAUGGCAACAAGACAAGGAGGUCCGGAUACCUACAUGAUCAUUCAAUCCUAAUUUAAAUUAUAUAAAUCACACCUACAUGUAUUAAUUAAUAAUACUCUAAGUUUUCCGUAAUAAUGGGUCUCUGUAAAUGUCCAAAGCGAAGGGUGACGAAUCAAUUUUGUUUCGAACACAGAGUAAAUGUUUGUGAAUAUUGUAUGGUGACGAACCACCCAAAGUGCAUCAUACAGUCAUACCUUCAGUGGUUACAAGACAGUGAUUAUAAUCCUAUUUGUGAAAUAUGUACAAAACCUCUGUCGGAAGGCGAAUGUAUUCGGCUCACUUGUUAUCAUGUAUUUCACUGGGAGUGUGCGGAGUCAAGAUAUCGAGCACUGCCUCACACUACAGCACCUGCAGGCUACCAGUGCCCAUCUUGUGCUACACCUGUAUUCCCCCCACAGAAUCUUGUGUCCCCUGUAGCUGAUGUUCUUAGAGAAAAGCUGGCUGGUGUGAACUGGGCAAGAGCUGGUCUAGGCCUACCCUUGCUUUCAGAGGACCAAGACUUGAAAGGUGCAGCAGGCAGGCGUAGUCAGUCACCAAACCAGUCACAAUUUUUUAUCAACUCAAUUGAUAAUCAAAGGGGCAUUCCCGUAGGAGCUAGUGAUGACGAAUCGACAAACCCAUCAGCUGCCAACACUCCACAUUCCAUUGUACAAAUUCCAGAUGAGCCAGCUAAUAUUUACGAUAGUACAUCUGUCAAAAGGAGCGAUGCAUUGCAAGGUGGUCAAGCUACAAGAAAAGGAUUCAAAUCAUUAGAACAAAAACCAUUACUAAACUUUGACCAUGAUGAGAAUAAAUACAAGCAAAAAUCGACAUUUGCAUGGAUCAGCCGAUGGUGGAAAAAUACCCUGCCUUCUUCUCAUGCUAGAAGAGUUGGUGGCAUUUAUAGGAGAUACUGGAUAAUGCUCUUCGUGCUUAUUGCUGUUCUUGUAGUCUUACUCCUACUGAGUCACAGAGAUGUAGAUGAUGAUGACCCAUUUGGUUCUAUACAAGAUGAUGAUCGGAGGAUAUUACAGAAAAAUUGAUGAACUUUCUUAAAUUAUUUAUAUAUAUGCUAGUAAUACAUUAUGAAUCAAGCAAUCUUUAGUGAUAUAAUUAUAAUUGUUGUCUUCUGUUCAAUUUAAAAUAAAAUAAUUAACAACUC
Messenger RNA from Pararge aegeria (speckled wood butterfly), 1198 nucleotides. RefSeq names its product zinc finger protein-like 1 homolog. The coding region runs from base 132 to 1079 and encodes 315 amino acids. The record is from RefSeq and is a predicted model, not a curated record. Gene Ontology annotation, cellular component: Golgi apparatus. The transcript is spliced from 6 exons. Lineage: Eukaryota; Metazoa; Arthropoda; Insecta; Lepidoptera; Nymphalidae.